Molecule: messenger RNA, 1083 nt
Organism: Rhinocladiella mackenziei CBS 650.93
Lineage: Eukaryota; Fungi; Ascomycota; Eurotiomycetes; Chaetothyriales; Herpotrichiellaceae
Exons: 1
Coding region: 1-1083 (360 amino acids)
Biological process (GO): aspartate family amino acid biosynthetic process; L-homoserine biosynthetic process
Molecular function (GO): homoserine dehydrogenase activity; NADP binding; aspartate kinase activity
Source: RefSeq, a predicted model, not a curated record
AUGUCCCCUUCAAAGCUCUACCUCGGCGUCAUUGGCGUCGGCGGCGUCGGCACUGCCUUUCUCUCUCAGCUUGCCUCUCUUCCCCCCUCCCUCCGGCCAACACUGGUCUUUGUGUCUCGCUCUUCCAAACAACUCUAUACACCUUCCUACGACGCCGUCUCGGCCUCAGACCUCCAAUCAUCCACGUCUAGACUCCUCUCCCUCCCCGAGCUGACGACUUAUCUCUCGUCCACUCCUGGAAAAGCCAUCCUUGUCGACAACACCUCGAGCCAAGAAGUCGCGGACGCCUACCCCUCUUUCCUCCGCAGAGGCAUCAGCGUCGUGACACCAAAUAAAAAGGCCUUUUCCAGCAGUCUACAACUAUGGACCGACAUCGUCAACGCCGUCGACGCGUCCAAUGGCCAGGCAAUGGUAUAUCACGAAUCGAGCGUGGGGGCCGGCUUGCCCGUGAUUUCAACCCUAAAAGACCUCGUUGCGACAGGCGACCAGGUAACAAGGAUCGAGGGCGUGUUCUCGGGCACCAUGUCGUUCUUGUUCAACUCGUUCGCGCCCGCUGACGGGAGUGGAAAGGGUAAAUGGUCCGAGAUCGUCGCCCAAGCCAAAGAGGCGGGAUACACGGAACCAGACCCGCGUGAUGACCUGAAUGGCAUGGACGUCGCCAGAAAACUUACCAUCCUCGCGCGCCUGGCAGGCCUGAAAGUGCAGGGUCCCGACAGUUUCCCUGUCCAAAGCCUGAUUCCAAAGCCACUAGGGUCGGCUGACUCGAGCGACGAGUUUAUGCAGCGUCUGCCGGAAUUCGACGGCGAGAUGGAAGGGUAUAAGGACGCUGCGGCCCAGGAGGGUAAAGUUAUUCGGUACGUGGGAUCCGUGGACGUCGGGGCAGGUAAGGUGAAAGUCGGACUCGAGACGGUGGAGAAGGGAACACCGAUUGCUAGUCUGAGGGGCAGUGAUAACUUGAUAUGCUUCUAUACGAAGCGGUACGGGGCGAAUCCGCUGGUCAUCCAGGGUGCAGGGGCCGGAGGCGAGGUUACGGCCAUGGGUGUCACGGCGGAUCUGAUCAAGGUUAUUGAGAGGUUGAGAUAG